This is a messenger RNA of Zeugodacus cucurbitae (melon fly), 2460 nucleotides long. Its product is annotated as juvenile hormone esterase. Bases 383 to 2206 code for a protein of 607 amino acids. The transcript is spliced from 8 exons. Lineage: Eukaryota; Metazoa; Arthropoda; Insecta; Diptera; Tephritidae. The record is from RefSeq and is a predicted model, not a curated record.
UCAGUAGGCAAAUUGUGCCCGAAUUAACUAGUUUACUUGUUGGAGUAGCAAAUGAUAAGACGGAUUCGUGCAGUUAUUGAAUGCGCAGUGGCUUAAUUUUUUCAUUCUAAUUAAUUGGUGAAUUGAUUUGUGAUAAUAUUGAAUUGCUUAACGAAAGUGACUUGCAACAUUUCUUACAACAAUUGAGCUCUUGAGACCAACUAGCAGACAUAUACAGCAAUAAAUAUAAUUCCUCCAGUCUAGACGGAUUUGCAGACUUGAACUGGGCGUGAAUAAGUGAAGUGCGCCUCAGGUGGCGAACUGAAGUGCUGUUGCGCCGCAGACGAUUCGGAAACGAUAAACACAAACAAACAAGAAUUUGAUUGAAAAUAAACAAAUCGUCAUGACGGCACCAUUGGCAACAGCGAAGGUGUUACCACCAACAAGUGUCACUCAACUUCGUUUGUCGCAAUUAUGCCAGACGAUCUUUAUGCUCUUCGUAGUGACAACAACCGCAAUGGCACAUACACCAGCCACCGAAGAGCCAUUGUUUAAACUGAAUUCGGCUUUACCGAAAGUUUGCCUUUACGAAAUGGGUUGCUUACAAGGCAGACAUAUGCCCGGUUUAGGCGCGCACAAUUUUGAGGCAUUUCUUGGAAUACCGUACGCUCUACCGCCAGUGGGUGAGCGGCGUUUUGCGAAUCCCAAAGCGUUUCCACGCUGGUGGGGCGUUUUGGAUGCGACCGCAUCGAAGCAUAACUGUGUGCAAAAGAAUUACAUACUGCCUAAUCCGGUGGUGGAAGGCGUCGAAGACUGCCUGUACUUGAAUAUUUACAGACCAACAACAGACUCUUCACAGUUGCUGCCCGUUAUGGUUUAUAUACAUGGUGGCGGAUGGUUUAGUGGCAGCGCUGGUCCAUUCUUACAUGGUCCUGAAUAUAUUAUGGAAACAAAAGAAGUCAUCUUAGUCUCCAUCGCUUAUAGAUUAGGGCCGUUUGGCUUUCUCUCAACGGACGAUGCCAAUAUGCCCGGUAAUUUGGGUCUUAAGGAUCAAAAUUUGGCUUUACGUUGGAUUAAACGAAAUAUUGGCGCUUUCGGUGGCGAUCCGGACAAGGUAACCAUAUUUGGACAGAGCGCUGGUGCCAUUUCCGUGCAUCUGCAUAUGUUGAGUCAUCAAUCCGAAGGUCUCUUUCGUAGCAUCAUUACCAUGAGUGGCACCGCAAAUGUACCGUUUGCCAUUAAUGACGAUCCGCUCCAACAGACCCGUGAAAUUGCUAGAUUUUGUAAUAUCAGCAAUGUGGAAGAGUUGAGCACCGCUAAACUGACGCGCGCUCUACGUGCACUGAACGCCAAUGAAAUAGUGAAUGCGGGUGAUAAACUCAAAUAUUGGAAUGUGGAUCCCAUGACGAAUUUCCGUCCCAUCGUAGAGAAGCAUGGCGGUCGCGAUGCAUUUCUUACACAACACCCGGAGGAGUUAUUGAAUGAGGGUAAAUAUACGCCUGUGCCAUGGCUGAGCGGCGGUGUACCGGGGGAGGGAGCUGUACGUGUGUUCUCAAUCUUAGCAAACGAGACGUUGAAGCAACAGUUCAAUGCGAACUUUCACGAGUUGCUCGAGAAGUUACUUGAGUUUCCGACGUCAUUUACGCGUGCACAGUCGACAGCAAAGACACAGCUGGUCAUCGACGAGUAUUUCGGUGGACGACCGGUAAUCGAUAAUGCGACGGCGCAUGGUUUUCUUGAUUGCAUCAGCGAUCGCGCCUUUCAUCAUCCCUACUACAAUGCUAUUCGUGCUUAUGUGCAUACCGUCGAUGUGAAAAAGUAUCCUGUCUAUUUGUACAAACUCAACUACAAAGGUCUUCAUAGUUUCACGAGCAUUUACACUGGUGGCAUGCCGAUCGGUGAUUUUGGUGCGGUACAUUGUGAUGAUCUAAUUUAUACCUUCCGUGCGCCAGUGGUCUUUGCCGAUUUCAAACAGGGUUCGGCAGAUGCGUCGCUCGCUGCGUACUUCACACGGAAUCUCGUCAAUUUUGCCAAGCAUGGCAAACCGUUGAAUGCAGACGCUUUAAAACCUUGCACUGCCGCCACAUUUUCGCAAAAAUCGGAUGCCAUUUGUGAUUAUCAGGAAUUCUCGAAUUCUGGCAAUGAUUCUUUUAGAAUUUCCACAAGCAACAAGUUUAACGUGAAGCGCGCAAAACUAUGGAAUGCGAUUUUGGAAAUAGAUUUUUAGGUGAAAUUUGACUGAAGCUCAUUAGAGCAGUUAUUUUUAGAGUUUUUUAAGUAGUGUCUUCAUGCUGAGAUUGUAGUAUUAAAUAUGUUAACAAAUGUACAUAGAUAUAUGCAUAUGUACUAAUGCAUAUUAGAUUUUUUAUCAAGUAUUUAUGUAGGUUUUAUAUUUAAUAUAUAUAGUUCUUAGAUUCAUAGUUGACUUUUAUACACAAAUAAAUAUAUCCUUAUAUUGCAUAUGGCAUAAUUCUAUAUAUA